Molecule: messenger RNA, 813 nt
Organism: Alternaria ethzedia
Lineage: Eukaryota; Fungi; Ascomycota; Dothideomycetes; Pleosporales; Pleosporaceae
Exons: 1
Coding region: 1-813 (270 amino acids)
Biological process (GO): carbohydrate catabolic process
Cellular component (GO): extracellular region
Molecular function (GO): cutinase activity
Source: RefSeq, a predicted model, not a curated record
AUGUACGCCAAAUCCGUCCUCAUCGCCGCCCUUGCCGGCUUCGCUUCCGCCAGCCCCAUCGAAGUCGAGAGCCGCCAGCUCUUUGGUGGUGGAAUCGGCGGCACAGGAUCCAGCUCUAGCGAGUUCAGCCGCGGCGGCUGCAAAGACGUCCUCUUCGCCUUUGCCCGUGGCUCCACCGAGAUCGGCAACAUGGGAACCGUCGUCGGACCGCCCACCUCGAACGGCCUCAAGAAAGAAUUCGGAGCCGACGCCGUCGCGACCGAGGGAAUCCCCUACGCCGCCUCCAUCGGCACUAACGUCCUCCCCGGCGGCACCGACACACGCUCCAAGAACAUGAUGGCCGACACCCUCAACAGCAUGGCGCAGAAAUGCCCCGACUCCGUCAUCGUCGCUUCAGGCUACUCCCAAGGCGCAGCCGUCUGCCACCGCGCCAUCGAAGGCCUCGACCCCGCCGUCAUGCAGCAAAUCGCCGGUGUCGUCACUUACGGCGACACCCAGAAGCUGCAGGACAGGGACCAGAUCCCUAACUUCCCCAAGGAGAAGGUCAAGAUCAUUUGCCAGCCUGGCGAUGCUGUUUGCCUCGGUACGCUGAGCGUGCUGCCUGCGCACUUGACAUAUGGUGUCCGCGCGGAUGAGGGCGUGGCUUUCCUUGUGCAGCAGAUUAAGGGUGUGCAGGCGAAGAUCAAGGCGAGGAAUGCGAAGAGGGAGGCGGAGCAGAUGGCUGGAGACGCUGAGUUGCAGGCGCAGGCUGCAAAGAUGGACGCUGAGAUGCAGGAGGCGAUUAAGCAGGCUGCUCAGGAGAUUGAGGCUUAA